UCUGGGUUAUGGGUGGCAGCAAGGCAUCUUCCACGAGUGAAGUUGGAAACGGCUUACCAAGAUGUGGAUGCAAUGAAACCAUGAAGUUGUUCGUCUCCAAGUCAAUUGAAAACCCCGGUCGCAAAUUUUGGAAAUGCAGGAAUUAUAUGAAUGGGUGCGGUUUAUUUUUGUGGGAUGAUUUGGUCAGUGAGUUUGCAGUGAAAGAAACCAAUCCGUCCGGAUGCCGCCAAUGUGAAGUCAACAAGGCUUAUUUGAUUGAAUUUGCUAAAGAGAUUGUUGAGGAGAUAGAUUGCAGAGUCGGAAAGCUUAACAAGUUAGAAAAACUGAAGAAAAAGAUUGCAAUGGAAAAGAGGAAAAAUUUAUGGUUAAUGUUUGUAAUUGGUCUGUCAUGGAUGUUGAUAGCAGCUAUGGUGCAAAAUCACAGUGCAAUUGAAAUUUCUGCAAAUGCUGUAGGAGGACUAUUUUAG
This is a messenger RNA of Lathyrus oleraceus (garden pea), 467 nucleotides long. RefSeq lists its product as uncharacterized. The coding region runs from base 9 to 467 and encodes 152 amino acids. Lineage: Eukaryota; Viridiplantae; Streptophyta; Magnoliopsida; Fabales; Fabaceae. The record is from RefSeq and is a predicted model, not a curated record. The transcript is spliced from 3 exons. Gene Ontology annotation, molecular function: zinc ion binding.